GGCUGGAACGUGGUCAGAAAUAUUUGAAAAAGGAAACUAUGUUAUCACAACUGCACGAUACAGUGAAGAUAAGAAGUCCGUUUAUGCAAAUGUGGAUUUCAUGUUACCUGACAAUACGAUCAGACAGUCCACAAUUGUCCAUUUGAAACCUGAGCCAAGAAGCAAAGAUGAAUGGACAAUCGACGUAAUUGCUGCAGAUGAACUACAUCGAAACAUUAGACAGAUUGUGAAUAGAAAAUUCCAAAAUGAUGUAGACUGUACCUGGUGGGGCUGUAUUGAUGGAUGA
Messenger RNA from Caenorhabditis elegans, 286 nucleotides. It is a transcript of the gene AH6.17, whose product is annotated as PP_kinase_C domain-containing protein. The transcript has 2 exons. Bases 101 to 286 code for a protein of 61 amino acids. The record is from RefSeq and is marked reviewed. NCBI's taxonomy places the organism in Eukaryota, Metazoa, Nematoda, Chromadorea, Rhabditida, Rhabditidae.